CUUAACAAAAUUCUGAUACAAAAAGUGUCAUUUUAACAAUUUGAAUAUGAAGAUGACUGGCCAAAUUGGUUUCGCUUGAAUGAUAAAACUUCCUUGUUUUCUCAUCAGUAACGGUAGUCUACACGGUUUGGCUUCCACUGCAACAUCAUAUUUUCGUCCAUUUCCGACUUUUGUCCCAAGUUACAACAUAUUUGCUCUGCUUGAUGAUUAUAUUGGACGAUAGGGGAAAGAUUGGGUCAGUGAAUACUGCUGCAAGGUACUGGAUGGACACAGGUCAUUUUGGACAUCGGACGGAUUCAACCAUGAUCCUAUAUCAACUGUGUGGACGAUCCUCGGGUUGGAUUCGCAUCGUUUUCCUAAUAUUAUUCCUUACUUUUGGGCUCAGCUCUGGACACCUUAUGUCGAGUAGGCCUAACACAGCGAACAGGGCAAGGAGCAGAAUAUCACCAUCCGAGGAUUACAUUCAUUCCGUCACGCUAAGUGAGGAUACGAGGUACACGGUGUUCUGGAAGUUUGACAAUGAUACUGUCACGUUUGAGAUUCAUGUGGAGACUCUUGGAUGGGUUGGAUUUGGUUUCUCUCCGAGUGGAGGGAUGAGGGGAUCCGAUGUUGUUAUGGGUUGGGUGAAGGACGGUAUACCGCAUCUCAGUGACCGCCACGCCGCCGGACAUGCGCUACCGAAGAGGGAUGAGAGCCAAGACUACGAGCUUCUCCUCGGCGAGGAGAAAGAUGGCCUUACUAUCUUGAAGUUCAGGCGGGCUUUGGUUACGUGUGAUGAACAUGAUAGCCCAAUUGAGGACGGUACAGUUCGAUUAAUAUACGCUUGGAACGACAAAGAUCCAGAUAGAGAGGACAAUUUAAACUAUCUUUAUCAUUAUGGUAACAGAGGUGUGAAGAGCGUGGUGUUGCUGGACUAUAACCGGGUGAUGAAGAAACGCAUGGCACCAGAGGAAAGCAGUGGCUUCUUUGACACCAUGAUGGAUAAUAUUACCAUUCCAGCUGAGAAAACGGUUUAUUGGUGCAAAUUCUUCAAGAUGCCGCAUUUUGGGAAGAAACACCACAUCAUUGGUGCAAGUACUUUUUUGUUGUUGUUUAAUGUCACGUUAAUAGAGCCACUUGUUGAAUCGGGCAAUGACGGACUGCUCCACCAUAUUGUGGUCUACCUUUGCAACCAGUGGGAAACGUCUAUCAAGUCCAAAGCGGGAGAACGAUGUUACCACAACAACAUGCCUCCCAAUGUUACCGUAUGUGACUCCGUGAUCUUUGGCUAUGCAGUUGGUAUGAGAGAACUUGUCUUCCCCGAAAAUGCUGGGUAUCCCGUUGGCCGGCCACAUGACCCAAAGUUUAUGUACUUGGAGGUGCAUUACGAUAACCAACAAAUGCUCGAAGGACUUCGAGACAACUCUGGUCUUCGUUUUCGCUACACAUCCAAACUCCGUCAGUAUGAUGCGGGUGUCCUUGAGAUAGGUCAUACAGUGUGGUGGCCACCGAUGCUAAUCCCGCCAAAGGCAAAAGAAUUUAAGGUCAACACUUACUGUUCCAGUCAAUGCACGAAAAAGUUCAUACCUGAAGCGGGAAUCAAUUUCAUCGCCGUGUUUCUACACACCCAUUUAGCUGGUCACAGAAUAUGGAUGAAGCAUGUCCGUAACGGCACAGAAUUACCCGAAAUCGCGCGAGAUAAUCACUAUGACUUCAACUAUCAGCAAUUCCGUCUCCUGUCAAAAGAAGUGACGAUACUUCCUGGAGAUGAGAUUGUUACUACCUGCACGUACAACACUAAGCAUAGGAAGCAUAUGACCUACGGCGGUUUGUCGACAAAAGAAGAAAUGUGUUUUAAUUUCGUAAUGUAUUACCCUCGCAUUGAAAUGAGCAAGUGUCUUAGUACCGUGUUCCAGUGGUCAGACGUGGAACACUACAUCGCCAAGAAAGCAGUGAAAGGCGAGAUAGAUUACGACCAGUACAACCGAGUCCAUAACGUGUUUGACUACCUCAACCAAGUGAAAUGGACCAGGAAGGAGAUCCACAAGUUCCAGCGGAUGAUUGACAGGUCGGAUGGAUACAGGGAGUACUGUGAAAAGGAAGGCAAUGGGGCUGGGCCCAUGGUGUCUAAGAAAUAUGAUUACUUGCCCAAGGUGAAGAUCAUCAACCGACACAAAAGAACAACUACCUGCCGAAAAAGCAAUCUCAACGGAAUUUUAAACGCUAGGCCUGAAAUGGAGACAGUACGACGAAGUGGCUCGUCGUCCAUUCUACCCAAGUUUUUUACGCUCCCAAUGACUAUGAUAUUAGCGCUAUUAUGAAUACAGACUGGCUGGCACUACGGGUAGGAAAACUUGUUGAUUGCUGAAGAGGCCAGGAAUAGGCUUGUGUAGGAGGAGGUGAAGUGUCAACCUGGGUUAGAAGACGCACCAAGCAUGAAGUAAUCGCAGUAUCAAUCUCUCGAAGGGAGUCGAGUCUCGUAUAGUUAAGUCUCUCAACCUCCACAUACUUAAACCAAUUUUUCAGUGUUUACCAGAUGAUAAUGUAGUUGCUAAAGACUGAAACAAGUGAUCGAAAAGAAAAUAAGUUACCAUUUAAUAUAAAAGAGUA
This is a messenger RNA of Lineus longissimus, 2589 nucleotides long. RefSeq names its product DBH-like monooxygenase protein 1 homolog. The transcript is spliced from 11 exons. The coding region runs from base 204 to 2300 and encodes 698 amino acids. The record is from RefSeq and is a predicted model, not a curated record. Gene Ontology annotation, cellular component: secretory granule membrane. Gene Ontology annotation, biological process: octopamine biosynthetic process; dopamine catabolic process; norepinephrine biosynthetic process. NCBI's taxonomy places the organism in Eukaryota, Metazoa, Nemertea, Pilidiophora, Heteronemertea, Lineidae. Gene Ontology annotation, molecular function: dopamine beta-monooxygenase activity; copper ion binding.